UGCAUUGUUGCAUUGUGUUUGUGGCGCUGUUGCAGCGAGGCUGUUGUGUGGCGCUAAACCAAAAAGAUUCCUGCUAAAUUGAAGCCACUUAAAUCUUCAAGUAGCCGUUGAACUGACUUUCGUCAGUAUGUGAAGCUCAAGCUGAAUCCAAAUCCGAAUCUGAAUCUGAUUCAGAGUCUAAAGCGUCGGCUCGCAGCGCGGAAGUGUUAAUUAAAUGCCUAAAUACGGCUGAGAUAAAUCAGUGUUUGGCAUUGUGAAGCUACAGCUACAAGCGCUAUCCAAGAGAGAGGAGGAGAAGAGAGAGAGAGAGGGAGAGGGAGCAGAGGCAGAGGCCUAUCUGUCGCUAUCUGUUCUCAUAAAUUGUGUUUCAGCUGAUAAAUUAAUUACCGCAUGCGAUUUAUUUAUUGUGCAAAGACAGGCAUUGUAAAUUGUAAAUUCUUCGUCAAUUUUUUUUGCGGCUUGUCUGUCUACAAACAGAAAUAUCUCCGAUAUCGCCAAUACAGUCUCGAGCAACACGCACAAACACAGAACUAUCGCAGAAUGCCGCAAGUGCUGUCUUCGCUGAUGUUGCAGCAGCAGCUGUUGUUGUUGCUGCUACUGCUGCUGUGCCCCAUUUGCCCAGUUUUGUGCUUAAGCCUGUCAAAUGGCAGCGUUGUUGUGGGUUUGGGUGAUGGGAACAUUGCCGGCAUUGUCAAUCAGCCAACACUUGGCGUCGGCUUAGGUGCUGGUGGCAGCAACAACGGCAGCAGCGGUGCAGGUGGCGUUGGUGGCGGCGGCAGUGGUGCAAACAUUGGUGCAAAUCCAACAAUUGGCGGCAUUGGCGCUCAAUCAAACAGCGAGUUGAGUGCGGGUGGCAACUCCGGCAACACUUUGGGCGCCAUUGCCGGCAGCGGCGUUGGCGGCGGCAUCGGCAGCAGCAGCGGCAACAACUCGGCACUGAUGCAGGCACCCAAAGAGAAGCUGUACGAACGGUGCACGGGUCCCGGUGAUCCUGGGCCGUGCAAGCAAUACAUCUACAAGUGGCGCUACGAGCCAACCACCGGCGAAUGCACCACAUUCAUUUGGGGCGGCUGCGAUGGCAAUCCGCACAAUCGCUUCAGCACCGAGGCCGAGUGCCUCUUCCACUGCAUUGGCGGACCACACACUUUGCCACCGUUUUUGCAGUCGACCACCCGUGAACCGAGCACCACAGAGUCAACGCUGACCAGCUACACACAAUCGCCUGCCCAGUCACCGUUGGGCUACAGUGUGGGUGGCUUGGGUGGCAGUGGUGGUGGUGUUGGUAGUGCUGGUGGUGGUGGCAUGGGGGUGGGUGUUGGCACUACGCCGGUGCCCAUCGAGCAGCGUGGACCCGAGUUGACGUUUGCGGAAACGGGCCAGGACAAGACCUUCGUGUUCGCAAAAAACAACACGUUCAUCCAAAUGGACGGCGACAUCAUACAGACAUUUCAAUUACGACUCUGUCGUGAGAUUUCAUUUCAAUUUCGGACAAGACUGCCGCAUGGGCUGCUCGUCUAUCACAACGUUAAGAAUCCGGAUCGCAUUAAUUUGGACCCCUAUGCACUCUAUGUGAUUGUCGAGAAGGGUCAGCUAAAGGUUGUACAUGUCUUUGGCAAGCAUUCAACGAGCGUCACUGUGGGCGAGAGUCUAAAUCGAGACGAAUGGCAUAGUGUUAUGGUGCGCAUCGAUGUCCAUGGGGCAAGAUUAAUUGCACGCGUCGACAAUAGUCAGGAGGAGGUCUAUCUGAAAGGUCUGAAUCACGAGUACAACUACGGCGUCUCCACGAAUCUGCCAUCCGUGGUGCUGGUUGGAGGUCUCUCGUCCGAGGAGAAGCUGCACGGCGUCAAAUAUAUCACGGAAUCGUUUGUCGGCUGCAUCAGGAAUGUGGUGCUCAGCUCUGGCAAGGCGGCAUCCGAUCUGCUGCCAAUUGCACCACUGGUCGCCACCAAGCACGAGAAUGUCAACGAGGGCUGCUCCGACAUGUGCGACUCGAGGCACAAUCUGUGCUUUGUCGGCUCCCAUUGUAUCAACCACUUUGCUGGCAUCUCCUGCGACUGCUUCGGCACCCCCUACGAGGGCGAGCACUGUGACAUUUACACUGCCACAAUAAUUACAUUGCGUGGUGCCAGUUAUGUGUCGUAUAGGAUAUACGAUUGGAAGGAUCGGGUGCACUCCUCAACGAUACGCAUCAGUUUGAUGUUUCGCACCAACUUUGACGACUCGGCGCUCUUCUAUGCGAGUGGAGAGGCACUGAAGCAUCAGUAUAUUGCUGCCGCCAUUCGCAAUCAAUCCAUCCAUGUGGAAAUGGACUUUGGUGACGGUGUCAUGUCCGCUACUCUAACGGACGACCUAACGCGUGGCUACUGGCACAACCUGACCAUAUUGCAUGAGCAGCGCACAGUGCGAAUUAUACUCGAUCAACAGCAGAAAAUUCUCGAGCUGCCAGCCACUGUUAGCGCAAAUUUACUAUUCGACCCGGAAAUCUACUUUGGCGGAGGUCCCGAGUUGAACAAGAAGAAGGGUCUCGUCUCGCACAACAAUUUUGUGGGCAGCCUAAAGUAUGUCUACUACAAUGACAUUUCCAUAUUGUACGAACUGCAACGUGGCAAUCCAAAGGUGCACUAUCAUGGUGUGCUGGAGGCGGAGUUCUUUGAGAAUGAAGUGAAUGUCAUACCCAUCACCUAUCCCUUUGCGACAUCACACAUUUGGUGGCCCAUAAAUCACGCCCAAGAAUUUAAUAUUAAAUUCGAUUUCCGCAGCAGUCGACCCGGCGCAGUGUUGGCCUACAGUGACGUCACGACCAGUGCCGGAAACGGCUUCUGGGAGAUACGCUUAAGCUCAGACAAGCUAAGCUUUGAUCUGGUGCCCGAUGCUAACAACAAUGUGACCCAUUCGACAACAAUCAAAAUCAAUCGUGCCACCAGCUGGCACAGCGUCGAGCUGGAUUACAAACAGGACGAGAUCCGCUUCACCGUCGACUAUCGUCACACUCUCAGUCAGAUGUACGGAUUGACCUUUAACAUUGGCGACAAACUGAUCAUUGGCAGUAGUCUCAAGUCGGCCGCAUUAGGUUUAGUUGGCUGUAUUCGGGAUAUCGAGAUUAAUGGGCAUCUAAUUGAGCCGCGGCAUGUGGUGAAAACGGAGCGAGUUGUCGGCGAGGUGGCUUUGGAUAAUUGCAACUAUAUUGAUCCGUGCAAGCGACCCAAUACCUGUGAACAUGGCGGCAAGUGUUUUGUGAAAGAUGAUCGCGUCACCUGCGAUUGCAAACACACCGGGUAUAUUGGCAAGAAUUGUCACUUUACCAAGUAUCGGAAGACGUGCGAGGAACUCGCCCUGCUCGGCUUCACCAAGUCCGAUGUGUAUCUCAUCGAUAUCGAUGGCAAUGGUGUCUUUCCGCCCGCUCACGUCAAGUGCGACUUUCAGAGUCUCGAGAAUGCGACGAAAACCAUUGUCGAACACAAUCUGCCCAGUCAGGUGGAUGUGCGUUCCGCUCGAGAAUCGGACUUCAGUUUCAACAUACGCUACAGGGAGUUCUCGCCGCACAUGUUGCAGGAGCUGAUCUCGCAUUCGCUCUACUGCACACAGUACAUCAAAUACGAUUGUUAUCGCGCCCAGCUAGAAUUGCAUUCGUCCACUUGGUUCACAUCCUCGGCAAAGAAUCUCACCGUUGAUUUUCUCGGCAAUGUCAAGAGAGGCGCUUGCCCGUGCUCCGUUAACAAGACUUGCGUGGACCCGAAUCAAUCAUGCAACUGCGAUGUGAAGGAGAACAAAUGGAAUUCGGACGAGGGCUACUAUCAGGAACCGCACAGUUUGGGCAUCACCAACAUGUAUUUCCUGCAGCAGAAGGACCUCGACGACGAGGCCCAGGGACGCAUUACACUCGGCCCCCUCGAAUGCGUGGAGACAAAUACACAAAAGUAUGUGGUUACCUUUACCACGUCGCAGUCGUAUAUUGAGGUGCCUGGCUGGCGAAAGGGCGAUAUUGCCUUCUCCUUUCGCACCACCGGCGAGAAGGCCAUCUUACUCUUCCAGCCACCGAUUCGGGCGCACUAUCCCUCGUUCAUGGUGGCGUUGACGGGUGACUAUCAGCUGACGUUCAAUUUCACGCUGAGCACCGGCACCACACGGGAACUGGUGAUUAACUCCCAUCGCAGGCUCAAUGGCGGCGAAUGGCAUAAAAUAUGGAUCGACUACAAUCAAUAUCAUGUGCGCUUCAUGAUAAACACCGAUUACCAGAUGCUCGACCUUCUGCCUGAGGAGGAGUUUGGCCCGUUUGAGGGCAGCAUGUACAUCGGUGGCGCCACAUUUGACCUGCUGAAGAAGCUGUCUGUGAAGGCGGGUCUUAUUGGCUGUUUCCGUGGCCUGGUGGUCAAUGGCGAGAUACUCGACAUCUACAGCUACAUGUCAGUGCAUCUGUCGGAGAUUAUCAAGGAUUGUAAGCCAUCCUGUGUGCCCUCGCCGUGUCGCAACGGUGCCCAGUGCAAGGAGCUGUGGAGCAGCUUCAAGUGCGUCUGCAACAAUCCCUGGGCACACAUUGGCGAGUUCUGCGAGACGAAUAUCAAUGAGAAGGCGUUGACUUUCAUCAAUCGCGAGUCGUUUCUGAUGCGAAACUAUCUCAGUGUGACAUCGACGCCAGCGAUACUCCUCCAUGGCAUUGAGGAUGAACGGGAGAUGCUCAAAGGGAUUCUCAGCCAGGAUCUGUUGAUUAAUUUGCGUACCUACGAUACAAAUGCCUUGGUGCUCUAUGCCAACGAUCAUUACAAUAACUUUGUCCAUCUGUACAUCAGUCAGGCCAGGGAGAUUGUAUUCCUCUACAACUACGGCGAUGAGAUUGUCAAUCUGACGCUGCUCGAUGAAACACUGGUGAGCAAUCUGAAGAGCAUUCAGGUGGCCAUUGUGCGGGGCGAGCAGGAGACUCGCAUGCAUGUUAAUCAGCGCAGUGCCAGCAUAGAUCGGGGCACCCUCCUCCUGGAUGAAUACGCCAACAAGCCCUGGAGCAAUCCCGAGAAGGAGGUCCUAUCGCCGCAUCGUCCGCCCGCCCCGCCCACCGAGUACUUUCAGUUCCACGUUGGCGGCUACGAUCCAGCAAAUUUGCUACGCCCAAAUGUGGAUGCACCCAGUCUCGAGGGCUAUAUCGGUUGUGUGCGCGGCCUCAAAAUUGGCGCCCAGUUGAUCGACUUGGCGGAAAUCAAUGAAAGGAAUAUAGCGCCCACUUCGGAAGGUGUACUGCCCAAUUGCCAAAUCAAAUGCGAUGCAGAGCCCUGCAAGAAUGGUGGCAUUUGCAAGGAGCAUUUUGCCGAACAAAUGUCCACCUGCGACUGCGAGCACACCAGUUUCCUGGGCGAGUUUUGUUCGGUUGAGAAGGGCGCCGAUUUCAGCGGGGAGUCCACACUGCAACGCAAAUUUGAGCUGCCCAGUUCGGGCAGCGUGAACUAUGUGCGCCUCCAGCUGGCUUUCUCCUCAUUCGACUUGAGACGAGCCAAUCGCAUUAUGCUGCUGUUGCAGACAGCCGCGGAGCGUAGUUAUUACCUACUGCUGGCCAUCACCUCGGAUGGGUAUCUGCAGUUCGAAGAGGAUCGCGAAAGGGGCCAAACUGUGGGAGCACGCAUCGAUCGGAAUUUCCUCAACAGUGCCAGACACUCGAUUUACUAUGUGCGCAAUGGAACCCAAGCCGUGCUCUACAUCGAUCGCGAACAGGUGCCCCUCACGGACUUCGCGGCCCGCGUGCUGACCACCACCUUGGAUGAGGGCGCCAAUCGCGCCCAAAUUGGCGGCAUCAAUACCACAGACUCUCGUUUUGCGGUCUUUAAAAGCUACAGCGGCUGUCUGUCAAACAUCUACAUCCAGGUGAAUGGGCACAUUAUGAAGCCACUCGAGGAAUAUAUGCUAUUCACCAAAUCCGGUGCCGACAACAUAACGGUCAUUAAUCCGCAGGGCGUACGCAGCGCACAAUGCAAUGCCAAAUUCGAUGUGAGCGAGCAGCCAACGCAGGAGCCCAUGGUCAACGUUAGCAUGAUACCCGAGCCGUGGGUCGAGGAGCCGCCACAACGAGUGCCGUAUAUAUCGAAAUUCGUUUAUGACGUGGACAAGAAGGAGGACUCGACGCAGGUGCUGUUCAUAACGCUGACCAGUGUGUUUGUCAUCAUUGUUGUGUGCUGCCUGCUCGAGGUAUAUCGCAGCCAUUUGGCCUACAAGAAGCGCAUCGAGCGCGAAACGGACGAGGACAUCAUUUGGUCCAAGGAGCAGGCAACCAAAAUGCACGAAUCGCCGGCUGUGAAAGGGCCAUCAUCCACAGGCCAUACGGGCAUUAAGGCAGGCCACAACAGCAGCAGCCUGCCCGCAUACAGCUACAAGGCGCUGCCGCAGGAGGACAGCAAGAAGCCAGGCAACGGUGCACCGUUGGUAGGCAUACUCAAGAAUGGCAAUGUAACGCCACCAGCCACCUCUGCACCCGGCACACCCAUAGCUGCAACAAAGAAUGGCGACAUUGCCACGCGCAUCGAGGAGGAGCAAGAAGAUGAAGAAGAGGAGGCUAAUGGGCAGCCAACUGAACAGCAGCAGCAGCAGGAAGAGGAAGAGGAAACGGCCAAGCCGUUACAGCAGCAGCAGCUGCUUAACCUCAAAGAGGAAGAGCCUGCCACAAAUGCUGCCGAGUCAACAGACAACCCACUGCAAAAUGGUCAGCCGGAUGUCGCAGACACAACAACUACAACAACAACAACAACAACCGCAGCAACACCUACAACAACAACCACAACAACAACGCUACCGCAGCCGCACAAAGGUAAUUCCAGCAGAGAGCUUCCCUUUGAUGUUAACAGCGUGAAUGCCGCCGCAACGAGUGCGAAUGAGAAGGCGCCCAUAACAUUUUCAGAAUUCACCAUGCGUCGAGCACAACGCCACCCACCACCACCAACGUCGCUGCCGCCAAUUUAUUUAGAGAAUGCAUUGCAGCAACGACAGUUUGCGAAUCCAAUUAGUUAUUUGGGCGGACCGCGUCUGCAGCCGCGCAGCAAUCGCAACAGCCUCGACUCCAUAUUAUCGCUGGAUUAGCCCCACUGCUGCAGACAAACUAACAGACAAGCAGCGAACACAACGAAAAAGCAAAAGCAACAAAGAAACAACAACAACAAGGCUAGUCACAAAAUCUCAUCAUGUGCUCCCCCACCCCCCUGCCACUCCCUCUGCGACAAACUGAAGGUUGGAGGGAUUUUGACUUCUGGAUUCCGUCCCCAAUUAAUUUAGCUAGUUUAUUUUUUGGAAUUUAAGUUAGUUAAUUGUUGAAACAAAUUGUUACAAAAGUUCCUCACUGUAAUAAAUAAAUUAAAUUUG
This is a messenger RNA of Drosophila grimshawi, 7332 nucleotides long. RefSeq lists its product as uncharacterized. Bases 391 to 7053 code for a protein of 2220 amino acids. Gene Ontology annotation, molecular function: serine-type endopeptidase inhibitor activity. Lineage: Eukaryota; Metazoa; Arthropoda; Insecta; Diptera; Drosophilidae. The record is from RefSeq and is a predicted model, not a curated record. The transcript has 21 exons.